Molecule: messenger RNA, 384 nt
Organism: Paraglomus brasilianum
Lineage: Eukaryota; Fungi; Glomeromycota; Glomeromycetes; Paraglomerales; Paraglomeraceae
Source: the annotation of a GenBank genome assembly
AUGAAAAUUCUCGCACUAUUCCUUGCUCUCACUGCAAUAGCCUUUACUUCGGCUACAUCGACUCAGCUGCAAAGUAGAUCUAACUUUACGUCUCUUGAAACAAGGAACCUUGGAAGCGGCAAACUUGCCUUUUUGACAGACGCUAUUAGUAACGGUUGUGCCGAUCCAGGCUAUGAUCCAUGUCCAGAUGGCAGUGGCUGUUGCCCUACAGGUUCGACAUGCUUAGUCGACGGAUGCGACAUUGCCUGCACGAGUCAAGAUAUACCUUGCGGUGGCUCUAGUGGCGGCUCUGGUGGCGGCUCUGGUAGUGGUGGUGGCAAAGGCGGCAAUACAAAAAGUGUCGCUUCUAAAGCGCAGAUGCAAUUAUCUACCAAGCUUCUGACA